CACCACCUUAUUUCCCACCCAGCAGCCUUGGUAGUCUGUGGUUGGUUUCCGCUCAUUCCCACUUUCGUUUUCAGUAAUCUCGAAUUCCUGAUUUCACUCGCGUUCAAGCCAUGGCUGUCCUGCGUUUCCUCGUGUUUUUCCUGCUGGCGCUGCACGUCGCUCGCGCCGCACACGCGUUCUCAGUAUUCGGCGUCUCGUCCAAAGCCACCGACCCUGUCGGCGGCGUUCCCGUGGACGAGCCGCCCCUCUCGCAGUCCUCCAAUCCGGAUGAAGCAGAGCCGCGGACCGUGGCUGCAGGCGUGUCGCAUCUCGCGGGCACAGCUAAGGAAGGGGCCGAGGAGGAGAGUGAAGGGAAGUGGACGGAUUGGAUCUCGGGCGUGACAGGGAUGGGGAAGACGUCAUCAUCUGAAGCCCAGGCGGAGCAGGAGUGGUCAGAGGCGGCAGACGCGGCAGGCGAGUCGGCAGCCAAGGCAGGCCAGUCCGCCGCCACGGGCGGAGACGCCGCCAGGAAGCAAGCGGAGGCCGGAGCUAGCGCCGCAUCUGACGCCGCUUCAGGCGGGGCAAGCGCCGCGUCUAACGUCGUAUCAAGCGCGUGGGAGAAGCUCAAGGAGGCGACUACCGGGGCGGCUUCCGCUGGGCGCGAGGGCGCGGAGCAGGUGGGGGAAACGGGCGUGCAAGCACAGCGGCGUGUGGGGGAGGCUGGCGCGCAGCUGGGGGAGCGUGUGGGGGAGGCUGGCGCGCAGCUGGGGGAGCAUGUGGGGGAGACGGGCGCGCAAGCGCAGGAGCGCGCAGAGGAAUACGCGGACGCUAUGGCGGAAGGCGCGGGGGCUACGCUCAAGGGGACCAAGGCGGGCGGGCAGCGGGCCGCGGAAGAGGCGGGGAAGGCGGGCUGGGGAGUCUACGACCGCGUUCGGCAAGUGGCGGAUCGACUUCAGCACGCUGCGGGGCACGGAAUGCACAUCGCACAGCAAACGCGCGACACUGCGGCUUCCGCAGGCGCGGAGGCGGAGGAGCGCGCAAAGGCUGGCGGAACAGCCGCGGCGGAGACUGCUGAAGGCCUCACACAGCGGGCAGGCGAACGGGCAGCUGACGUGGCGUCAACGGUGGAGGCGGGACGCGAGGUUGCGGGAGAGGGCGCGGAACAUGCCACUGGCGCAGUCGGUUCGGCAGUAGGGGGGGUGGUUGGCGGCGUGCGUGACACCGCGUCGCGAAUCGGCGAGGCGACAAAACAAGCCGCGAAGGGCACUGCUGCUACGGUCGGGCAAGCGGGGGAGUUUGCUGCUGAUACCGUGAAGCAGGUGGGCGCAGGCGCGUAUGGCGCGGGGAAAGGCGCUUAUGACACCGCGGCUGGAGCAGCGGGGCGCGUAGGGGAGGGCGUUUCUGGGGCAGGCCAAUUCACUGCUGAUCAGGCCAAGGUGGCUGGGUCGAAGGCUUAUGAUACCGUGUCAGGCGCCGCUUCUGGCGCUGCGGCGGCAAUUCCGGGCCCUGCGGACUUCCAGCGCGCGGGGAAGGCGAUGAUGGAGUGGUCAUUGCGGCUUGUGGCGCAGCGGAAGGACGAAGCGGAGGAGGCUACGCGGAAGGCGCAGGAGGCGGCGGAGAAGGGCUCGGGGAAAAGCGCUGAUUGGCUGAAGCAGCUGGCGGAGGGUGCAAGCGCACGAUAUGAGGCGGCGAAAGAGGCGCUGAGCUUCGCUACGGGGGAAGUGGGGGAGCUGCGGAGGCCUGGCGGAGCGGAAGAGGGGGAAGGCGUGCUGCGCGACAUGUACAGCCGCGCGGAAGCCUCCGUGCACGAGCUCUGGAAAGCGGCCAACGACGCAACGGAAACGGCGAAAUCGAGGAGCGAAGAGCAGGCUGAAGCUGUGAAGAAGGAAGCAUGGAGGAGGUACGUAGAGGCGAAGAAGGGCUUCGAGCAGAUCCAGACUCAAUUUGGGGAUGUGUUUGAGAAGAUGGGGAUGCGGGGAGAGACGGGCGGAGUGAAGGGUGAAGGAAAGGGGGAGAGGAUCAGGGAGCAUGUCGUGCAUCCUUCUCCUGGUGAUGCGCUUCGUGUGGAGCUGUGAAGGGUAGACGCGAGGGUGAGGUGGGGACGUGGAGGGGCGAGCCAUUAGUCGUUCCACUUUCAAUAGGGGUGUAUAGCUGCUGUAUA
Messenger RNA from Closterium sp. NIES-67, 2140 nucleotides. The record is from the annotation of a GenBank genome assembly. Lineage: Eukaryota; Viridiplantae; Streptophyta; Zygnematophyceae; Desmidiales; Closteriaceae.